AUGAAAUAGCUUUAAAAAGCAGAAAAUAAAACUCAAUUUAUUUAUUACAAAGAAUUGCAAAUUUCUUCAGAAUAAUAUUAAAUGAAUAGAGUUGCUAUGAUUGAAAGCAAUUCUGAAAAAGUACUAGAUAUAGUACAUAAGGUUUUUAAUAUUGGAUGA
Molecule: messenger RNA, 159 nt
Organism: Paramecium pentaurelia
Lineage: Eukaryota; Ciliophora; Oligohymenophorea; Peniculida; Parameciidae
Source: the annotation of a GenBank genome assembly